AUGAGUUUAACAAGUAUUGUCUGUAAACAGAAAGAUAAGAAUAUAAAUGAACUAAUCAUAAUGGCUUUGAAUCUGAUAAUUUUUGCUUUUCUUUACUGCAAUUUCUUCUGA
Messenger RNA from Paramecium octaurelia, 111 nucleotides. The record is from the annotation of a GenBank genome assembly. NCBI's taxonomy places the organism in Eukaryota, Ciliophora, Oligohymenophorea, Peniculida, Parameciidae.